GCAGGAGGGCGCCGCGCCCACUGGCCUCUCACGCCACGUGCGCGAGGAGCAGGCGUCGAGCGGCGGUGUCCGCCCCGCCCGGGCCGCUCCUCGCCGCCGACAGAGCGCGCGUGGAGCGGCACCCGCCUGCGCCGAGGGUGGAGAAGGGCCUCCGGGAACCCUCCUCGCGUGCUCUGCGGCUGGCGCCUCGGGCCUGGCGCAGCCGGCGGAGAGCCGGGCCGUCCCGCGCUGCGGCCGCCACCUGCUGGCGACGCCAACGGCCCCAGAGAGCUCCUGGGCCGGGCGCGCGGGUCUUUGUGCGCACGCGCAGCGACGUCGCCCGCUGAGGGGCCGCGCGGGCACCAGCGGUUGACUUUGCCUUUACUGGUCUGACCGGCACGAAGGCGCGGAGCUUGCUGCUUGCGGUUUCGGCCAGACUGGGUGGCCAGCCUCGGGCUACGCAGGCGGAGAAAACGCGAGGAGGAGCUGAGGUGUCCACGGACCCGGAAGGCUCUACCCGAAAGAGGCUUUCGGCUUGAGCGGCAGGAUGGGGGCCACCUCCCCUGCCCCUGCCCCUGCCCCUUCGUGGGCGACCCAGCCUCCCCCGGCUGAGAUGUGUGGCUUCGAAUUCUUAACCCGAGGAUAUGACCUCCGGUUGAAAGAGAUGGGGGAGUUUCACGGAGCUGCCUGCCGGCACGAACUCGUGAAAGUGAAGAAGAUGCUUUACUGCAACAGAACGUUGCCGAAUCGGACAGACAAGAAGCACAGGACUGCUCUCCAUUUGGCCUGUGUCAGCAGAGAUGCACAGGUGAUAACUUUCCUGCUGGACAAAAACUGUGACCUUAACCCCCGUGACGGCGAAAACAGGACACCUCUGAUAAAGGCCGUACAAUGCCAGGCACAGGAAUGUAUCAUUCUGCUCUUAGAACAUGGUGCCGAUGCCAAUGUUGUGGAUGACUACGGCAACACUGCUCUCCACUAUGCUGCCUACAAUGGGGAUUCAUCAAUAGCAGCAAAACUAGUGCUUAUGGUGCCACUAUGGAAACGACAAACAGGAGCCUCAAGUGCAUCCAUCCCCUAG
This is a messenger RNA of Lemur catta (Ring-tailed lemur), 1060 nucleotides long. Its product is annotated as putative ankyrin repeat domain-containing protein 20A5. Bases 527 to 1060 code for a protein of 177 amino acids. NCBI's taxonomy places the organism in Eukaryota, Metazoa, Chordata, Mammalia, Primates, Lemuridae. Gene Ontology annotation, molecular function: protein binding. The transcript has 4 exons. The record is from RefSeq and is a predicted model, not a curated record.